Molecule: messenger RNA, 1058 nt
Organism: Drosophila persimilis
Lineage: Eukaryota; Metazoa; Arthropoda; Insecta; Diptera; Drosophilidae
Product: protein ABHD11
Exons: 5
Coding region: 40-999 (319 amino acids)
Cellular component (GO): mitochondrion
Source: RefSeq, a predicted model, not a curated record
CCUCCUCCUCCUCCUCCUCCUCCUCCUCCACAAAUAGCGAUGCUGCUGGCGAAAACGUUACGUUUCCUGCAAAUUUGCAGAUUAAACGCAAAAUGCCCACCAACAACUGCCUGGGCCACAGCACCACUCUGCGGAGCGACACAUCGGCUCUACGCAUCCAGCCCCAUCGACAUGAGCUUCGAGCUGUUUGAGGGCCAAACCAGCGACUCCAGCCAGGCACCGCUCAUCACAAUGCACGGCCUGUUCGGCUCCAAGCAGAAUUGGCGUGGUAUCAGCAAAGCCCUGGCCCAGCGGACCAACAGGAAGAUCUACGCUGUGGAUGCCCGGAAUCAUGGCGAAAGCCCUCACACAACCACCCACAACUCGCCGUCAAUGUCGAACGAUGUGCGCCGCUUCCUGGAGAUGCGAUCUUAUACAAAAGCCUGCCUGAUGGGCCACAGCAUGGGCGGUCGCUCAAUGAUGCUCUUUGCCCACAAGUAUCCGGAAAUGACGGAACGUCUAAUUGUCGUUGACAUUUCUCCCAUUCGAGUGCCCCGCUCCACUGGCGAAAUGCAGCGCAUAUUCGAUGCCAUGAUUAAUCUCUCCCUCUCGCCGGAUUUGCCCUUGUCCGAGGGACGAAAGCUGGCCCAGCAGCAGCUGCUGAAGGCCACCGACUCGAGUGAAACUGUGCAGUUUAUCAUGCUAAAUCUGAGGAAGGAUCCCCAAACCGGAGCGUUCUCGUGGGCCUGCAAUGCGAAGCUGCUGAGCGAAUUCCUGCCACGCUUUCAAGACUACCGAUCACACUUUGCGUCCCUGCCACCGUAUCGGGGGCCAACCACCUUUAUUUGCGGCACUCAGUCGCCAUACAUGAAACGCGAGGACUGGCCGCAGAUUCUGGAAAUGUUCCCCAAUGCAGAAAUCCAUUGGCUGAAUGCCCACCAUCUUGUGCACUUCGAACAGCCGCAGCAGUUCAUCUCAAUUGUCACCGAAUUUCUCAACAGGCCUUUGAGUGCCUCAUGAAAUUCUCUAGCGAUUCAAAUUGUACAAAGCAAUUUAUAAGAAAGAGACACCAAAGCACA